Rhea pennata is the source of this 766-nucleotide messenger RNA. It is a transcript of the gene SS18L2, whose product is annotated as SS18 like 2. The record is from RefSeq and is a predicted model, not a curated record. The transcript has 3 exons. Bases 44 to 277 code for a protein of 77 amino acids. NCBI's taxonomy places the organism in Eukaryota, Metazoa, Chordata, Aves, Rheiformes, Rheidae.
CCGGCUCCCGGCGGCCCUUGCGCGGGGCGGCGGCGGCGGCGGCAUGUCGGUGGCGUUCGUGCCCGAGCGGCUGCGCGGGAAGGCGGAGGUGAAUCAGGAGACGCUGCAGCGGCUGCUGGAGGAGAACGACCAGCUGAUCCGGUGCAUCGUGGAGUACCAGAGCAAGGGCCGGGCCACCGACUGCGUGCAGUACGAACACAUCCUGCAUAGAAACCUCAUCUAUUUAGCUACAAUCGCUGAUGCAACUCCACCCAGUGCACAGAAGACUGUAGACUGACUGCACCUACCUGGACAGUGAUGCUUUGAGACUCUGUAGAAAGUCUUAGUUUAGGCUCCUACUCUGAAAAGGCGUGGUCUUGAAAGGCAGGUAAACAGUCAUCCCUGCUUUUGCAUUAAAAUGUAGUUUUGCAUUAGAAUGUUGUUUCAGUGUAAUACUAGGUUAGCUUUUUUUCCCCUUAACACUCUAAAGUAGUACUUUUGAGGAGAUGCUUGUGAAUAAUGCUUUACUUUCCCCACCCUCCAGCCCAAAACAUCCUCUAGCAUACUUCUGAAGUAGCCCGGAUGCCAGGACUUGCAGUCUCAGUGAAGCAGAGACGCUCGUGACUGAGGCUGUGUAGUAAUAGAGUAAGCAUUCAGCUAUGUAACUUCCCUCUACCUCCAAGAUGACAAAGUCAGGGCUAGCUUGUCAUGAAUGUAUUGCCACAAGCAGUAGACUAUUCUGCAUCUUGUAUCAUAGAAACUGUUUAAUAAAUAUAUUCUCUGUAAA